CUCCUUUGGUUGGCGCUGAGGGGAAAGGCGAGGGGGAGGGCGUGGCGGUGUACGUGGUUUGCCGGCGCGAUGCAGGGGAUUUUGCUGGUGCUUCGGUAUCUGCAGGAAGGUGUGUUCCGUGGCAGAGUGUGCGUGCAGAGGAGAUCCGCGCGCUGUGCGGGACGUAUCGGGACAGGGUGGCGAUGGAAAGCCGCUGGGUGGUGCGUGAUUCAGAGACGGGCGAGGCCUCAUGCGGCGGCUUUAAUCUGGACAAAUCCGUCGUCAGCAAGGCCUCAUGCGGCGGGUUUAGUCUGGGGAGCAGCGAGGCGUCGGUGCUGGCCGGCUAUGACUGGAUGGUGGUGCGCUUUGUUUUCCCAUGGGCGCUACGGCCCUGGAGCCCAGCCCCCCCAAUGGGCGUCGGGUGUCGGCAGCGGCGGGUUCUCUGGCGGAUUGGUCCAUGGAUGCGGUGCCGGGGCUGGAGGAGUUCCGUUCGAUGCUAUGCGGCGCCCGCGUGGUCGUCCGCUUGCCGGCGUCUGGCCUGUCCAGGCAAGAUUCUGUGGAGGCUGCAAGGCUGGUCGAGGCAAUUGAGGGUUACCUGUGCUCUGUCGGCUGCUCCGUCGACAGAUUGCCGGCUUUUGCACUGACCAAUGGCUUGGUCGGGGGUGCUGUGGCUGCGACAGCCGGGUGCGAGACUUCUAUGCAGAUGCUUUCGCGCAGACCACCGGCUUAUAUUAUAAUUAAUGGUGAUAUGGAUGCGUUGCGCGCGGAGUUUCAGGUGCUGCGUGGGAUUUUGACUUUUUCAUCGGCUUCGGCUGCUGCUGCUUCUGGUAGUAGGCUGGGGGGAUCAAGUCCAAUGGCUGCGGCGGCCGAGACGCAGCGGCGACGUACCGCUACCACUAGCUAUGUCAGUGCCGCUGCCGCCGCUAGUAUCUCUGCGGCUGGUUCUGCGGGUGGUGGCUUUUCGGCUACUUUGGGUAUUAUUGUUUUGUGUUCCAUUGCUGCUGUGGCGGAGUAUCGCGAGUGCGUGAGGAUUUUAUCUUUGCAGCCGCACUCUCUGCCCCCGCCUGUGGUGAGGAUCGUUCCGAUGCCGUUGAGUGAGUUUAGGUUGCUCUCUGGUCUUCAUUCGGCAUGGGCAUCGAGGCGCCAGCAGCAGUAUUAUCAAUACCACCAGGAGCAGCAGCAGCAGCAGCAGCAGGUGGGCGGGUGUCGGCAUCAUCAGGCUGCUAGUUUUUACCAUGGGACGCGGACAUUCCCCACCCAACAGCAGAUGCAGCAGCAGAUGCAGGUGCAGGGUGCUGGCGGGUACGGGGUUGAUUCGGCGGUGGUUGGGGGACUAGGCAGGGACGUUUCGACGCCAACAAGCUCAAAUAGUGACGGGCUGUAUGCGAAUGUAUGGACUGUCGAUGAUGCACCAAGGGUUGUUUCCGCAGAUACCAGCUUUACUACCACUGUCUCAGCCAGAUCAGCGGGUGAUACUCUAGCUGCUGCUGCUGCUACUGCUGCGGCGGCGACGGAUGGCAAGAAGCGGAGGAAAAAUCGGCCUGGUGUUUUGAAUAUUACGUCGCUGGGGGGACUGCCGCCUCGCAUGGAGAUUGUUGAGGAUUCACAAACGGGGCCUGCAGAGAUGGAAGUAGCGGUUGAGGGGUUGCCUGGGUCUCCGCCGAGCCCGCUGAUCCAUGUUAAUCGCGAGCUGGCAAAGUCCCUGGGCUGCGCAUCGUCGCCGCGCGAGCCAUUGGUAACGGCGCCACCGCUGCCACCGCCGCUUCAUACAUAUCAUAUUGUUGAUGCGGGGUUGAGAAGGCACAUGGUGGGCUUGAGCGUAGUGCUGAGGCUGAGUCCGUAGUGGAUGAUCUUCGGCGCUGUCGACGACUAGCGCGGACAGCCAAAUUCCACUAUCACCACCACCACAACCACAGCAGGAGCAGCACCUAUUACCGCCAUUU
Molecule: messenger RNA, 1922 nt
Organism: Kickxella alabastrina
Lineage: Eukaryota; Fungi; Kickxellomycota; Kickxellomycetes; Kickxellales; Kickxellaceae
Exons: 1
Coding region: 356-1822 (488 amino acids)
Source: RefSeq, a predicted model, not a curated record